Molecule: messenger RNA, 1429 nt
Organism: Pocillopora damicornis (cauliflower coral)
Lineage: Eukaryota; Metazoa; Cnidaria; Anthozoa; Scleractinia; Pocilloporidae
Source: RefSeq, a predicted model, not a curated record
ACGCAACAAUCGAAGUCUCUCAACAUCAAGAAAAACAGCAACAAAAUAUACUUUUUCCGGUAUAGCCAAUUUUGAUUUCGAUGUGAAUCUCUCCCUUAAAUUACGUAAUAUAGGCUCAAUUGCCCACGACACAAGAAAUACCAAAGAAAAAGCUCACUAAAAGCAAAAAAAGUAAAAAAAAAUUGCAUCGAAAAGAACGAAAACUAAAACGUGGUACAUCAAUGAAACAGCGAUGCAAAUUUUCGUUCUUGUAACUUAAACAAAAUAUGUAAUUUUUCUCAGGAAAAUACAUUCCUCUGAGUUGAUAGAUUAAUAAAAGAAAUACAAAGGAUCUCGAGUAGUACAACAGAAAUCUUAAAAUAGCGCAUCUACCAGAAGUUUUAUGUAAAUAAGGAAAAACGUAAAGUCUUCUUGAGGAGCAAGUAGAACCCAAAAAAGUUUGUGUUGACUAAAUAGGCCGGUAUAAUCAAUUACUGGAACAAUAUUUUGAAGUUAUUUGCACGUUUUUCCUGAUUCCCGCCAAUAUAAAUGUUCCUCUACAACGAAAAAAAUCAUCAGAGUAGCACUGCUUCUACAAAGGAGCUGCUAAGUUGUUUGGUAACCAAGCAAGAACAGGACCGGAAUGAACAAGUUCGUUCUUUCCGCCCUUGUGGCAUUCUGCGCGGCUGUAUCUUUGCAAGUUGUUGUAUCGUAUGAACCCCUAGAAAAAGCUGCCUAUGAAACCCAACAAUCCGACGAUUAUGGCGCAGUGAAGGAUGCAGUCGACGCCAAUGCAGAUGAAAGAUUUGAAGAUGAUCUGAGCGAUUACAAUCAUUUCGACGAAGAUGAAGUUGACAAUGAUGAAGAUGAAGAGAGUGAAGAGGAUGCAAAUGGCAAUGAUGUCCAAGAAGAUCCAAAACCAUUUUUUCGCAGAAUAAGAGUCCCGAAACCAAGAUUCCGGAUCCCGAAGCCAAGAGUCCCGCUUCCAAGAAUUCCAAAACCAAGGAUCCGGAUCCCGAGAAUCCCAAAACCAAGAUUCCGGAUUCCAAGAUUGCCAAAGCCCCGCCUCCCGUUUGGGAAGAAGUAAAGGGACUUACCCACUGAAUUAGUCUGUUAGAAAUCGAGGCCACGAAAAUCUUUGCCAUUGGUCUUUGAUUCACACUCUAAAUGUGUAAGCAAAAAGAUGUAAAAGUUAAUUUUUGUGAACUAAUCAACUGACUCAUCUGGUAAUAAAACACAUUCAGUUGCAUGUUAUUCCGUACGCGUUCUUUAAGUGCGGAGUUUGUAAUGCCACAAUUACAUCACGGUAAAAACAUCGUUCACAUACUGAACUAGAAUUGUACAAUUCCUAAUAUAGAUCUUAUGCAACACGAGGAUAAGCUAUGCUCUUGAGCGAGUGCUUUCACAACACUAGAGAGGUUUAGCAUCGCGUUUACAUGAAAGAUAGAAU